AACGCUUCUCAUUAUAUCUUUUUCUUAUUCUUUUUUUCUCUCGUCUCUUUCUUAGUUAUAUUCUCAGCACUUAAGCUUAUAUUAUUAGUUACAUCCCCACGUAUUCCUCUUUAAUAUACUAAUUGUUCUGCCCUAUUACUUCUUAGUAGUAGGAUUACUUCUGUUACUCGCGCCUCGCUAUAAAGCAAUGUCUCGGCUCACUCUAUACCCUUCACAGCAAAGAGCAAUCGCGCAGUUGCGAUCCGAUGCCCUCUCCCUCAAGGCAGACGCGAUCGACAACCUAACCGCGAUCCUACGCCUGUCCAACAUCCCCUCCUCCUCCCUUAAUCUUGCUCUUGACUCCAUCCGCCAGUACGCUUGUGUCGCACUGCACUUCCACCCAGAUCGUCCGGUCGGAAAUCGCACCGUCGCAAGCGGCCUCCUUGAGGAUGGCAUCUACAAGAGUCAGUUCGAGACCGGCAUCUCAAACGGCCUCGUCUCAGCUCCCGAAGCCCCACGAGAUGAAUGGGAACGGUCCCUCUCCAACGGUGCAUACAGUGGUGUUGAAGCUACGCAUCGUCCCAAGUACGGCGCCCUGGAUUUGAUGCGCAGCCCUGAUGGUCCUGCCCCAAGGUUUGGGUCUUGCUUCUUCGUACUCAAGCCGGAUGUGUCGCAACGGUCGACGUUCACAUUUGGCGGCUCUCAAGCAGAUCCAAAGUAUCAUGGUACAGUAGAGGAGUUCCAUGGCAUCCUCGAUGCUGCAUUUGAGGAGUGCUUUACGCGGGAUUUUGCCCUUGGCGUGACCAACAUUCGUCCUUCAAAGCUCAUGAAGCGUAUUAUCAACCUCAACAACCCAGUCCAGAAUGAAACCGGCCCAAGUCGUAACCUAGACCAUUAUGUGGAAGCUCAGGUACACGGCGAUAUACUUCUCGUGAAGGAUAUCUUGGAACUCGUGGCGGAUCCAUCAUUCCACGGUACUGAUACAGGGCGAGAUCUCGAAGCGAUGUCUUUGAAAUACGAAUUCCGUUUACGCUGGCAUCAGGGGUUUCGUAUGCAAAUAGUGCAUGUCACAAAGGAUUUUCGUGGCCCCACAAUGCCGUCCCUAGCUGCGAGAAUUGCGGAAAACGGAUUCAUUAAUGCGAAGGCAAUUGGGACAGCCGUGAGAGUGCUGUCAGGGGAUCCGGAGGCAUGGAAAGACAGAGGGACCCUCCCCGAGGUUCUGCAAGAGUUGAAGCUCCUCUGGCAUGUAUUAGUGCGAUUUGGGAAGGAAGUUGAAGAGUGAAAUGAGAAGCACUCGGACACUUCUCGGGGAAUGUCUAUGAAGGAUAGAUAUCAGGGCUGGGAUAUUU
Messenger RNA from Hyaloscypha bicolor E, 1328 nucleotides. RefSeq lists its product as uncharacterized. Bases 188 to 1261 code for a protein of 357 amino acids. The transcript has a single exon. The record is from RefSeq and is a predicted model, not a curated record. NCBI's taxonomy places the organism in Eukaryota, Fungi, Ascomycota, Leotiomycetes, Helotiales, Hyaloscyphaceae.